GCCCCGCCCCGCAGGGCCAGGCGCAGCGGAGCCGGCCGCGCAGUGUGUAUGUGUUCGCGGGGCGCCGUCUCAGCCCCGGGAAGAUGGUGGCGGCGGCGGCGGCGACUGAGGCGAGGCUGAGGAGGCGGACGGCGGCGACGACAGCGCCCGCGGGCAGGCACGGCGGGCGGCUCCGCGACCGGAGCGCGCCCGGGGCCGGGGGGCCGGGGCCGGGGGCCGGGCUGCGCCUCCCGCGCCCGCUGCUGCUGCUGCUGCUCCCGCCUCUGCUGCUGCUGCCCUGGGCCGCCGAGGCCGCGGCGGCAGCGGCCGUGGUUUCGGGCUCGGUCGCCACCGAGGCCAAGGAGUGUGACCGGCCGUGCGUCAACGGCGGCCGCUGCCACCCCGGCACCGGCCAGUGCGUCUGCCCCGCCGGCUGGGUGGGCGAGCAGUGCCAGCACUGCGGGGGCCGCUUCAGAUUAACUGGAUCUUCUGGGUUUGUAACAGAUGGACCUGGAAAUUAUAAAUAUAAAACGAAGUGCACAUGGCUCAUUGAAGGACAGCCAAAUAGAAUAAUGAGACUCCGUUUCAAUCAUUUUGCUACAGAGUGUAGUUGGGACCAUUUAUAUGUUUAUGAUGGGGACUCAAUUUAUGCACCACUAAUUGCUGCCUUUAGUGGCCUGAUUGUUCCUGAAAGAGACGGCAAUGAGACUGUCCCUGAGGUUGUUGCCACAUCAGGUUAUGCCCUGCUGCAUUUUUUUAGUGAUGCUGCUUAUAAUUUGACUGGAUUUAAUAUCACUUACAAUUUUGACAUGUGUCCGAAUAAUUGCUCAGGCCGAGGAGAAUGUAAGAUCAGCAAUAGCAGCAACACUGCUCAGUGUGAAUGUUCUAAAAACUGGAAAGGUGAAGCAUGUGACAUUCCUCACUGUGUAAAUAACUGUGGUUUUCCUUAUCGAGGCAUCUGCAAUUCCAGUGAUGUCAGAGGAUGCUUCUGCUUCUCAGAGUGGCAGGGUCCUGGAUGUUCAAUUCCUGUUCCAGCUAACCAGUCAUUUUGGACUCAAGAGGAAUAUUCUAACCCAAGGCUCCCCAGAGCCUCUCACAAAGCUGUGGUCAAUGGAAAUACAAUGUGGAUUGUUGGAGGAUACAUGUUUAACCACUCAGACUACAGCAUGGUUCUAGCGUAUGACCUUGCUUCUAGGGAGUGGCUUGCACUGAACCGUUCUGUGAACAAUGUGGUUAUUAGAUAUGGCCAUUCCUUAGCAUUAUACAAGGAUAAAAUUUACAUGUACGGAGGGAAAAUUGAUUCAACGGGGAAUGUGACCAAUGAGCUGAGGGUGUUUCAUAUUCACAAUGAAUCGUGGGUGUUGUUGGCUCCGAAAGCCAAGGAGCAGUAUGCAGUGGUUGGGCACUCAGCACACAUCGUCACACUGAAGACGGGCCGGGUGGUCAUGCUGGUCAUCUUCGGGCACUGCCCUCUCUAUGGUUAUAUAAGCAAUGUACAGGAAUAUGACUUGGAUAAGAAUACGUGGAGUAUAUUACAUACCCAGGGUGCCCUUGUCCAAGGGGGUUAUGGCCAUAGCAGUGUCUAUGACCACAGGACCAGAGCAGUCUAUGUUCAUGGAGGCUACAAGGCUUUCAGCGCCAAUAAAUACCGGCUUGCAGAUGAUCUCUACAGAUACGAUGUGGACACUCAGAUGUGGACCAUUCUUAAGGACAGCCGAUUUUUCCGUUACUUGCACACAGCUGUGAUAGUGAGUGGAACCAUGCUGGUGUUUGGAGGAAACACACACAAUGACACAUCCAUGAGCCAUGGUGCCAAAUGCUUUUCUUCAGAUUUCAUGGCUUAUGACAUUGCUUGUGACCGCUGGUCAGUGCUUCCCAGACCUGAUCUGCACCAUGAUGUCAACAGAUUUGGCCACUCAGCAGUCCUACACAACAGCUCCAUGUAUGUGUUUGGUGGCUUCAAUAGUCUCCUCCUCAGUGACAUCCUGGUAUUUACCUCGGAACGGUGUGAAGCACACCAGAGUGAAGCUGCUUGUCUAGCAGCAGGACCUGGCAUCCGGUGUGUGUGGGACACAGGGUCAUCUCAGUGUAUUUCCUGGGAGUUAGCAACAGAAGCACAAGAAGAAAAGUUAAAAUCAGAAUGUUUUUCCAAAAGAACUCUUGACCAUGACAGAUGUGACCAACACACGGAUUGUUACAGCUGCACAGCCAACACCAAUGACUGCCACUGGUGCAACGACUAUUGUGUCCCUAAGAACCACAGCUGCACGGAAGGCCAGAUCUCCAUUUCCAAGUAUGAGAACUGCCCCAAGGAUAACCCCAUGUACUACUGUAACAAGAAGACCAGCUGCAGGAGCUGUGCCCUGGACCAGAACUGCCAGUGGGAGCCCCGCAAUCAGGAGUGCAUCGCCCUGCCUGAAAAUAUCUGUGGCAGUGGCUGGCAUUUGGUUGUAAACAUGUGUUUGAAAAUUUCUACUGCGAAGGAGACUUAUGACACCGCUAAAUUGUCCUGUAGGAACCACAAUGCCCUUUUGGCUUCUCUUACAACCCAGCAGAAGAUAGACUUUGUCCUUAAGCAGCUGCGAAUAAUGCAAUCAUCGCAGAGCAUGACCAAGCUGACCUUGACCCCAUGGGUUGGCCUUCGGAAGAUCAAUGUGUCCUACUGGUGCUGGGAAGAUAUGUCCCCAUUCACAAAUAGUUCGAUACAGUGGAUGCCAUUUGAGCCCAGUGAUGCUGGAUUCUGUGGAAUCUUAUCAGAACCAAGUACUCGGGGCCUGAAGGCUGCAACCUGCAUCAACCCACUCAAUGGUAGUGUCUGUGAAAAGCUGGCGAACCACAGCACCAAGCAGUGCCGGACACCGUGUGCCUUGAGGACGGCAUGUGGAGAGUGCACCAGUGGCAGCUCCGAGUGCAUGUGGUGCAGCAACAUGAAGCAGUGUGUGGACUCCAAUGCCUACGUGGCCUCCUUCCCUUAUGGCCAGUGUAUGGAGUGGUAUACCAUGAGCAGCUGUCCCCCUGAAAAUUGUUCAGGCUACUGUACCUGUAGUCAUUGCUUGGAGCAACCAGGCUGCGGCUGGUGUACUGAUCCCAGCAAUACUGGCAAAGGGAAAUGCAUAGAGGGCUCCUAUAAAGGACCAGUGAAGAUGCCUUCUCAGGCCCCUGUAGGAAAUUUCUACCCACAGCCCCUUCUCAAUUCCAGCAUGUGUCUGGAGGACAGCAGAUACAACUGGUCUUUUAUUCAUUGUCCAGCUUGCCAGUGCAAUGGCCACAGCAAAUGCAUUAAUCAGAGUAUCUGUGAGAAGUGUGAGAACCUGACCACGGGCAAGCACUGCGAGACCUGCAUAUCUGGCUUCUAUGGUGAUCCCACCAAUGGGGGGAAAUGUCAGUUAUGUAAGUGCAAUGGUCACGCAUCACUGUGCAAUACCAACUCGGGCAAGUGCUUCUGCACCACCAAGGGUGUCAAGGGGGACGAGUGCCAGCUUUGUGAAGUAGAAAAUCGAUACCAGGGAAACCCUCUCAAAGGAACAUGUUAUUAUACCCUUCUUAUUGACUAUCAGUUCACCUUUAGCCUGUCCCAGGAGGAUGACCGCUAUUACACAGCCAUCAAUUUUGUGGCUACACCUGAUGAACAAAACAGGGAUUUGGACAUGUUCAUCAAUGCCUCCAAAAACUUCAAUCUCAACAUCACCUGGGCCGCCAGUUUCACAGCUGGAACCCAGGCUGGAGAAGAGAUGCCUGUUGUUUCGAAAACCAACAUUAAGGAGUACAAAGAUAGCUUCUCUAAUGAGAAGUUUGAUUUUCGCAACCACCAGAAUAUCACUUUCUUUGUUUAUGUCAGUAAUUUCACCUGGCCCAUCAAAAUUCAGAUUGCCUUCUCCCAGCACAGCAAUUUUAUGGACCUGGUACAGUUCUUCGUGACUUUUUUCAGUUGUUUCCUCUCUUUGCUCCUGGUGGCUGCUGUGGUUUGGAAGAUCAAACAAAGUUGUUGGGCCUCCAGGCGCAGAGAGCAACUUCUGCGAGAGAUGCAGCAGAUGGCCAGUCGUCCCUUUGCCUCUGUAAAUGUUGCCUUGGAAACAGAUGAAGAGCCUCCUGAUCUUAUUGGGGGAACUAUAAAGGCUGUUCCCAAACCCAUUGCCCUGGAGCCAUGUUUUUACUACAAAGCUGCUGUUCUCUCUGCAUUUGUGAGGCUCCCUCGAGGCCUUGGUGGAAUCCCUCCUCCCGGGCAGUCCGGUCUCGCAGUAGCCAGCGCCCUGGUGGACAUUUCUCAGCACCUGCCAAUGCUGUACAAAGAGAAGUUAGGAGCACUGAGAAACCGGAAGCAGCAGCCCCCUGCACAGCCUGGGACCUGCAUUUGAUGCUGGGGCCAGGGAAUCUCCGUGAGUGAGCAAGUGGAGGCGAGGUGGCGUGCUAGAGUCUGCAGGGAGGGAGCAGGCAGGAGACGCUGUGCUGAGCGGAGCAGGGCAAAAAACUGGAAACCCUCCGACUGGAAACAUCGACUCAUCUGCAUGUUCACAAGCUUUCUUUGACAGUUUCUCCCAUCUGUGCUCCAGCAUCUAACCUUUUAUUUUUGCAUAGGGAAUAAUUGAUUUAAUUACAGGUCCAGGGACGAUCCAGAUGUUGCUGGAGGAGGCCAGUGUGGAGCCAGUGAGAGAGCUAGGAAUGAUACUCAGGUUUACUUGUGGGAAACUGGUCUUGGGACUGUCUCAACUGUGCAAAAAACAAAGAUGUAGUGUUUACAAGUGAACGUGCAUCAUCAGUCGUUCUGGAACAAGGUCUUUUCAAAACUAGUUAGAUGGAUGAACUUGUCAUCUGAAACCUGCUAUCGUUUUAAAAAUAUGUGCUAUUUAUUCUUGCACAUUUUAGGCAGAUAACUCUCUUCCAGGGAGCUUUUUUUCUAGUUGAGAACUAAUGUCACUUUUGAAUCAUAUUAAACUGAGAUAGAAGGGGGCUAUUUUAAAUGUCAAGGUCAGCAGUGCUACUUAGAAUGUAAACUGGUGUGAUAGGUAGUUUUCUAUAGCAACUUGGUUAAUUUAGGUCUUAAUCCAUUUGGAAUUUCUCUCUCUCUCUCUCUCUCUCUCUCUCUCUCUCUCUCUCUCUCUCUCUCUCUCUCUCACUCUCACUCCCCCCCCCACCCCCACACACACACCCACACACACUAAGUGCCUAGACUUUAAAUAGAUCUAGCAAUUGGAAAGUUAGUAAGCUUACGUUUUUACAUAAUUGCAUUCCUACAUUCUUACAGAAUUUAAAUAGCUCCCAUUGGCAAUCUGCUUUUUUUCUAAAAUGUACUUUGCAGCCAGGAAAGAAUUCUCACCCCAAGCAACCUUUAUCCCAGCAGCAAGGACUGAGAGGAAAGCGGAAAUGACCUAACUGUAAAAGCUCCUGUUGUUAUUGUUGACAUAAGGACACUAGGCGUGAUCCCCAUGUGUCCCCCUGCUGCCAGGGCACCACAGAAGAAGGGACUCGCUCGUGGUACAUGUCUCCCCUGAGCAGAAAAGAGCAUGACAGCAUCUGGAUCAAAGCAACUCUGUUCCUGGAGCCUGCGCCGAGCUGCAGGCUGCGGUGGGAUCGCACGCCAGGCGAAGGACCUCUUUCCCCCAGGAGGGGCUGUGUUCUUCACGCCUCCCCAGGCCCAGGUGGUGGCCAUGGGGAAGGCAGUGAACACUAAAAGGAUGAAAAGCACAGGGGAAAAAUUGACAAGGGAAAACUACGCCAAAUGGAAAGUGACCAAAUGUAAGCAGGGUGGGGACAGACCUGGCUUUUCUCCCAGGGCACUGCCUGGGCAUCGUGCUGUCCCCAUGGUGCUCUGUUCCCUGGCAUUAUGCAGCAGCCUCCCAAGACCUCUCCUGCUUCAGAGACUGGGGUGGACCCCUAGACAACUGGGCUCAAAUUUGUGAGUUUGGAUAAGUAAAUACUCAAAAGAGCCAAAACUGUGACAUUUCACCUUUAAAUGCAGUGCCUAGAUAGGGAGUAUUAUCUCUUCCCCACUACCGACCCACUCCCAUGAAGAAUGGCCUGGGAAGAUGUUUUCAAAGAAGUUGAACUAGAAAAUGCUGUCUGGUUCACAAAAUACCUCUACUUUGAGACUUGCCUCUAGAAAGCUGUAUUUUCACAUCACUGUUAAAGAGCAGAUGGUUCUAGAAAAGACCCCUGGACUCCUCAUGUCCCUACUCCAGGUCACCGCACCCAUGGGGAGCCUGCCAUGGAUGGCCCUUCACCUAUGAUUGGCCCAGAGGGAGGCACUGCAGAGGAUUCUACCACAAGGGGCAUCAUUUGUUCUAAGGACCCCGUGUGCCCUUGUCCAGAGAAGUCCCUUCCCCACAGUAGUCCCAAGCCUUGAAAGAACAUGCACUGGUCCCACAGCCACCUAGUUUUAUUUAUUUUUUCCUAAAAGAUAAUGUUUUGUUUUAAAAGGGAAGAAAAGAGCAAAUGAAGUGUAAUUCUGCUCCCACAGUGGAGAAGCAGCUGAACCCACUGCUUCUCUUUUGCAGCCCAUAGCAAGCGGCUUUCUCCAGGCUCAGCCAGAGGAAGGGGGUGGCAGGAGAAAAGGCACUCGCUUAGAGCCAGUUACCAAGAGGGCAUCACCUGGAACUUCAGAGAUGUCUGCGUGUCACAGGAGAGCCUGUACAUAAAUUAAAGUAGUCAUGACAACCUUGAUAUUGCACUUGUACAUAACUAUACAGUAGUCCAGAAUGUUCAGACAUUCAGAGUGUACAUAAAACAGAAAAAUAUCUAAAUGUAUUUUUAUUAAAUUUAUGGCAUCUGAGUUUCACCCAAUGUGUGUUUGUGCCAUAUACUGGAUAUCCAAGUUCAGAGAAGUCCUCUUGUUAGGCCCUGAAGCUCUGAUAACAAAGCCAGAAAGGGCACCCCCAUCAUGCCGAUGUGUUCAAUGCAUCUGGUACCAAUGGGAUAAACCUGAGAACCCGGUCAUCUGUCAGUACACAUGGAAGCCGGCAGUGAGUUCGUGUAAACAGCAGUACGUGAGGAGACUCGAAGGCAGUGGGAAUCUGUCACUAUUGUUGGCUCUGCAAGAGCAUUGUGCAUCAAUCUGUCAGCCUCUGGGUGCUGUGGGGCCAGAACAGCCAGUUUCAUCAUGAGAAAUGUUUCUCAAAGUCUUUCCGUUCAAAGAUUAUACCUGUAGAAUCAGAUUUUCUGAAAAGGGGUUUUCCAGGCUGCAUUUUGUUGUGGUUUUGUCUAAAUUUUUAGUGAUCACUUCCAAGGACCAUAGUUUACUGUGCUGGAAACUGUAGGUGGGAGUGGGGUAGUUAGUUGAUACAUAGCUCCUGCUUCCCCAUGGAGAACUGCACACACCCUGCCCUCCUACCCUCUCCUACUCUCUCAUACACACAGCUUAGGCAGAAGUCUGUGCUUCUCUCUGAGGAUCGCCUCCAAAAGGUGGGAGGAGGUGUGGAGAGAAGGCAACUCCUACUUCCCUGGGCUAUCCCGGAGGAAAAGCAGCUUGGGAUCGAGGACUGGCAGCAAAAGGGAAACAUGGGAAUAUCUGUGGUGAGGCCUGAGGUGCAAGAUUAGAGACACCACAAAAUCUGGGGCAAAUGAAGAGACUAGAGCACUAUCAGAAAAAGUCAUUUUACCUUCAGUGCAAGUCUUACUCCUUCAACUUAGGGAGUGCAUUUGGGUAGGGGUGGGAAUGAUUCACGUCCUUGGCGGCAGGGCGGGGGGCGGGGGGGGCGGGGGGGGGGGCGCCUUGUCAUGAACACAUUCGAUCCUUCCGUUUCAUUCAUCCAGUCAACGAAUAUUCACUAAACACUAACAACCUAAGCUAAUGCUAGGGCAGUGACCACGAUGAAAAAGAAGCUCCAAAAUUACAACAGAAUCCAGUUCCCAAACCCAUCAUCCAGGUCUUUCCUUAGGAAUUCUGUGAGAAUUGGCCAUCCUGAGAACAGGCCCAGGAAGGCAGAAGGACUGUCCUCGGCUGUGCACCAGCUCUCAGUCCGAAAUGUUUACCCAGUGUGCCAAACUCGGCCUCCGAAGUCAUGGUGAUGGUUUGUAGAGAGCUAGGCCCGCCAGGAGACAUGUCCCUGAGUGGUUCAGACUAAUAAACACCCUUGCCGGCAGGGAAACGGUCUGGAGAGUGGACGAAAACUGGCGCCUUCUCUUUUAAAGGCAAUAAUGGAAGUGACUUCCAGUAACUGAAUUUGGGCACAAAACAUUCUGAACACUAGUGAAGCCUGUUUCAUUGAACUAAUUCUGGCUUUGAAAAUGUUUUUGUUCUGUAGUUAUUUACGUUUUUGUUUGGAUUCAAGCUUAGUUUGUUAAUAUGUAUAAUUUAGCAUUUAUUGCACUCAUGUAAAUAUGGAGUAAGUAUUGUAAACUAUUUCAUUGCUGAGGAUUGUGGGUACUAUACAUACAUUUAAGGACUGCAAUUUUUUGGUAUUUUUUGUAUUGUAAAAUAACAGCUAAUUUAAGCAGGAACAAGAGAAUUAAGGGAGGUCUGCAUUUUAAACACAAAUGUGAAGAACUUGUAUAUAAACAAAAGUAAAUACUAUACUACAAACUUCCUUCUGAAAUAAAAGUAGAUCUGGUAAAAAAUGGG
Myotis daubentonii (Daubenton's bat) is the source of this 8533-nucleotide messenger RNA. RefSeq names its product attractin (gene ATRN). Gene Ontology annotation, molecular function: protein binding. The record is from RefSeq and is a predicted model, not a curated record. NCBI's taxonomy places the organism in Eukaryota, Metazoa, Chordata, Mammalia, Chiroptera, Vespertilionidae. Gene Ontology annotation, cellular component: Golgi apparatus.